AUGUCCGAAAGCGACGCCGCCCCGUCCGUCCGCCCUCCCGCCGCCCAAUCGACGGUGCAAGCUAGCCGUCGUGUCAAGUUCGAGCACAACGCACGACGUCGCAGCAUACCACACCGUGCCCUGCCACGACCGCCGUGUCCGUCGCCUACCCGAAUCCGACGCUCUCUCUCUCUGCACCCGCGAGUUGGCGGUGCAUGGUUCGCUCCGACCCGACACCAUUUUCCUUCGCCGCUGCUUUCGCCCGUCGCUACCGUCACCCUACCGCCGAACCUAGCUCUCGUCGACGCACACUCUGCCCGCGCCGAGCCGACCGAUUCAAACGACCGUCAUAGCAAACGUCCCGUUCCCGCCCUCGCCCUGCCUCCCCGACCACGCAUCGCCGCCGGAGCCGUCGUACGAGACGCACGCCGUCAGCCUCGCCGCCGCCGCCUCGAGCUCUGA
Molecule: messenger RNA, 441 nt
Organism: Drechmeria coniospora
Lineage: Eukaryota; Fungi; Ascomycota; Sordariomycetes; Hypocreales; Ophiocordycipitaceae
Exons: 2
Coding region: 1-441 (146 amino acids)
Source: RefSeq, a predicted model, not a curated record